This is a messenger RNA of Gastrolobium bilobum, 1743 nucleotides long. Its product is annotated as ATP synthase subunit 9, mitochondrial. Gene Ontology annotation, molecular function: proton transmembrane transporter activity. The record is from RefSeq and is a predicted model, not a curated record. The transcript has 9 exons. The coding region runs from base 1504 to 1743 and encodes 79 amino acids. Lineage: Eukaryota; Viridiplantae; Streptophyta; Magnoliopsida; Fabales; Fabaceae. Gene Ontology annotation, biological process: proton transmembrane transport; proton motive force-driven ATP synthesis.
GACUUUUUCCGAUACAUUGAUUAUUUCAACAUGUGAUUUUGACCGUGUUUGACACGCUCAAAGAGUACAAAUGUAAAAAUUUUGUAACUUUUAUAAGAUUAAAAUAAAUUAAAAAAAAAUAAAAACAAAAUUUAAAAAAAAAAAAUUUGGUCGAACAAUUUUGAGCCCUAAAUCAGACCAGACCCCCUUCCGUCGUUCUUCCUCACCUUGCCGUCCGUCAAUGCUCUUCGAGGUGUGUUCUUCAUUCUCAACCAACCCUUCAAGGUGAACGCGGUACAGCUCGGUGGGCAUCGCUUCUCUUCUUCAUCGUGUUCAACUAUUCAGUGAGGUUCUGCUUCACUUCGUGGUCGAUGCAAUUUUGGGGGAUUUAGGUGUUCAAUCAGAUUCAGAUCCUAGUUGUGCUUCUUCGGUGUUCAUCCAAGAAUCUUGUAAAAGUAACAACAGUAACACAGUGAGUGAAGGAAGGAAAGGCAAAAACUCCAUACAGUGAGUGAAGCUAAAGCUACAAACAAAAAUUCAAUUCUGGGGUUUUUUUGCUUUUGGUGAUUUUAUCAACAAAUGGGGGUUGUUUCACAGGAUGCCCUCAACCAUAUCAAAGCUCUCAUGGAUCAAGUCUCCUUCGCAAGCGGCGGUCUUUAACCAAGAAGAGUAGAAGACAGCAGCAGCGGCGACUCAAAAUGUUCCAACAGCAAGGCUUCACUUAUCCUCUGAGACACAAAAUCGAUUUGUGUGAAACUUGGCCAGUGGAGUAGCUCGUGGAUGUUCGCCGCUGUGGUUGACACCGGUGAACAAGGAGAACAUCACUCUUCGUCUGACAAUCGCUGUGCGUAUUUUUCUCAGUUGGAAGUGAUAACUUGAUGUUGGAUCAAACAUUGGAGCAAAUGAGUGGAGGAAGUCUUGAUUAUUGACUUGGUGAAAAUUUGUGUGACUUUGACAUUUGAAGGUAUUUUAAAAAGAUUGCUUGUGCUUCCAGAAAGUUUAGCAAGAAAUGAGCUACAAGAGGUAAGCUCUUGGUUAAGAGUUUUACUCCAUUAUGUUGUUCAACCAUGCUUUUACGGAAGUAAUCAUUAUUAUUUGGAUGAUUGAGUGGUGUGUUAGUUAAUGUGGUAUGUUGCAUUCAUAUAGAAUUAUUGGGUCAUUGGUGAAAACACCAGUGGACAAACAAUACGGGCUAGACUGUGUGUUAGUGGAAUGACUGAUAUACAGUUGAAGCUUCUGUGAUGAUUAACUAUUAUAUGUUCUUUGGCCAUUAAAACCAGGUUUAUGAAUUUCCUGAGUGUACUGGAUGCACAACUUAGAUAGCUAGUGAGCUUAUUUGAAUGGACAAAGUUCACGAGUGAUCCCAGGACACUAUAUGGACCUUGAGUGGACAAAGUUCACGUGUGAUCCCAGGGUCCUAUACAGACACCAAAUGGACUAGAUUCAUGUGUUAUUUGAGUGUACUGAACGCAGAGUUUUAAUCACUGCUAAUAUUGUCUCUAGCUCUAUGAUGUACUUUAUAUUAUGUGGAUACUAACCUUUCAUGCAGGAAGUGAACUGAUAGGUGGAGACUGUUCCACAAUUGCUUCAGCGGGAGCUGCUGUAGGUAUUGGAAACGUAUUCAGUUCAUUAAUUCAUUCCGUGGCAAGAAAUCCAUCAUUGGCAAAACAGUUAUUCGGAUAUGCAAUCCUGGGCUUUGCUCUAACCGAGGCUAUUGCCUUGUUCGCAUUAAUGAUGGCCUUUUUGAUUCUAUUUGUUUUCUAA